Frankliniella occidentalis (western flower thrips) is the source of this 3559-nucleotide messenger RNA. It is a transcript of the gene kel, whose product is annotated as ring canal kelch homolog. The transcript is spliced from 12 exons. Gene Ontology annotation, molecular function: protein binding. Bases 161 to 1999 code for a protein of 612 amino acids. Lineage: Eukaryota; Metazoa; Arthropoda; Insecta; Thysanoptera; Thripidae. The record is from RefSeq and is a predicted model, not a curated record.
GUUUUGUUCUUCAUUACUAGUUCAACUCAACCACUGGUUGUGUACUGUUGGGAUUUGGAAGACAAGGACAAAAAUCGUGAUUUGAAAUGUCCCUUCGCGUAAUGUUGUCGCUUUAAAGGUCCCUUUUGUUUCUGCCUUUUGUUAUUUGUCUCUCAUCAAAAUGGAUGCUGCGUCUUUAAACCUAAUGUCUAUUGCGGAAAAUGGUUCGGACAAACAAGGAAGCUGUCUUUUGCUACGAUAUGCAAGCCAAAAUUCACUGGAUGAAAGCUCUCAAAAACACCUCCCUAGAUCUGGUGCCAAGGAAAAACCCCCUUACCAUAAUCAUCAUCAUACUAACAGAGCAUUUGAAGUUAUGAAUGUCAUGCGCAAGCAAAACUUAUUAUGUGAUGUAACACUUAUAUCAGAUAAUAAUUCAGAAGUUUCAGCUCAUAAAAUGGUACUUGCAGCCUGUAGCCCAUAUUUUUAUGCCAUGUUCACAAGUUUUGAAGAAAGUAAAUCAGAUCGUGUGACAUUGCAAGGUGUAGAUUCAACUGCAUUGCAGCUUCUUGUUGAUUAUGUAUAUACCUCAGAGGUGCAUGUUACAGAGGAAAAUGUACAGGUUUUACUGCCAGCAGCGAAUCUGCUACAACUCACUGAUGUGAGAGAUGCUUGUUGCGACUUCUUGCAAGGUCAAUUGCACCCUACCAAUUGCCUCGGAAUAAGAGCCUUUGCAGACCUCCAUGGAUGUCUUGAGCUCUUGUCACAUGCAGAUUCCUACAUAGAACAACAUUUUUCGGAAGUUGUAGAAUGUGAAGAAUUUCUCACCUUGUCUCCUCAACAAGUUUCAAAACUUAUUUGUAGUGAUCGUUUGACAGUUCCAUCAGAAGAAAAGGUUUUUGAGUGUGUAGUUGGUUGGGUUCAUCAUGAUCUCGAAUUAAGACAGACCCAGCUCCCUCUCUUGAUGGAACAUGUACGCUUACCACUGCUCUCUCAAGAGUACUUAAUGCAGCGUGUAGAAGAAGAACCACUUUUAAAAGCAAAUCUUCAGUGUAAGGACUUUCUUAUUGAAGCAUUUAAAUAUCACUUAUUGAAAGGAGAACAAAAAUUGUCUUUCAAAACUCCAAGAACUAAACCAAGACAGCCAGUAGGCUUACCAAAAGUUCUCCUCGUUGUAGGUGGACAAGCUCCAAAAGCUAUUCGAAGUGUAGAGUGCUUUGAUUUCAAGGAGGAGAGAUGGUACCAAGUUGCUGAAAUGCCUACCAGGCGCUGCAGAGCUGGAUUGUCCAUUAUUGGUGGUAGAGUCUAUGCAGUUGGAGGUUUCAAUGGGUCCAUGAGAGUGAGAACUGUCGAUGUUUAUGAUCCAUCAACAGAUCAGUGGACCUCAUGUGCAAGUAUGGAAGCUCGACGCUCAACACUUGGUGUUGCCGUUUUGAAUAGCUGUAUAUAUGCUGUUGGAGGAUUUGAUGGGUCAACAGGACUUAAUUCUGCAGAGAUGUAUGAUCCCCGAACACAUGAGUGGCGAUUGAUUGCACCAAUGUCUACAAGAAGAAGUAGUGUUGGAGUUGGGGUGGUCAACAGUCUAUUGUAUGCAGUCGGUGGCUAUGAUGGAGCAUCUCGUCAGUGUCUUUCUACUGUAGAAUGCUAUCACCCUGAUUUGGAUAGCUGGUCAUGUGUACCAGAAAUGUCAGUUAGGCGCUCUGGUGCAGGUGUUGGAGUUUUAGAUUGUAUUUUAUACGCUGUUGGUGGUCAUGAUGGACCUCUAGUGCGUAAAAGUGUUGAAGCGUAUAAUCCAGAGACAGAAACAUGGACCCAGGUUGCUGAUAUGUCAUUUUGCAGAAGAAAUGCUGGUGUUGUUGCCUUAAAUGGGCUGCUGUAUGUUGUGGGUGGAGAUGAUGGCUCAGCAAACUUGGCUUCAGUGGAGGUAUACAAUCCAAAAACUGACUCAUGGUCCAUGCUUCCCUCUUCCAUGGGCAUUGGAAGAAGCUAUGCAGGUGUUGCAAUAAUUGACAAACCUACGUAAUGUGAUGAGAAAAGCAUCAAAGUUGUCAAAGUUGUAUGUCAUGGUACAACCACUGAACCGUCCAUCAUCAGUUACCCAUUCCCCAUUGCUCCACCUGCCAUUUAAUUUCUAAAGUAUCACAGGAAACACAUCUUUUGGGCUUUUUUCUGCAUCAAGUUUUUCUUUUCAAUUUUAAUGCCAUGGUUGUGCUGGUAUUUAAGUUUCAUCUAUGUACACAGAUAUGAUCUCUUCACUGUACUUACAAUCAAAACGUGCAUCUAGCAUCUGUUAUGCAAAAUCAAUAUCAUGUGGAAUGUAAUUCUUACUUAUGUGAGUUGAAUUACAUCUGUAGUAUUUAUUUUAUAAUCUUAAAUUUCUGUUUUGACUUAAGAUUUAAAAAAAAUUGUUUUCUUAUUAAACACUAAAUGUAUCUACUGUAUUAUACUAUACCUUUUUUUUUUUUUUUUUAGGUGUUUUAACAUUCUUGCAGGACUUUCAAAAGUCUGUAACCGAUAUAGAGAUUUUAAAAUUUUGAUUUCCAGUGACCAAUCAAAUUAGGGGAAAUUCCUGAGCGUAGAAUAUAAUUUAUUUUUAUGUAAGAAUUUUAAUGUUUCAAUUUUCAUUGCACUGACACAAAUUCAUUCAUAGGCAGCAGAUCAAAUAUUUACAUACAAAAGCUGGUUUCUAGCAUUAAGAUAAUCUUUCAACACAUCAAUAACUUUGACUAUCUCGUACUCACCAUUGUAGCUGCUUUUUUUUUCUAAAUAUUACUUUUAAUUAGCUCUCUACCCUUUCAUUGGGUUGUUAAAGAUGUGAUGCACUUGCAUUUCUUCUAAAUGUUCUGAUGGCAUACUGUUACAAUUGUGAUAUUUUGAGAUUUAAGAUUUAGUUUCUUGAGCUGUUGAGUGUUCUCUUUCUUGAGAUUUGACCUGCAUGCAAAGUUGUAGCUUUGCCAAUAUAAAUGUGAUAUCUAAUUUUGUGAUUGUUCAAAUUCGUAUGUACUAUCAUUUUUUAUCCUUUGAAAACCAAGACAGUAGUACUACCCUCUCUUUCCUAAUACUGGCUUGCAAAAUGGUGUUAGUUCUCCACAGCAAAACAAAAAUUAAUUGUCUACUCUUACUGUUUUCACACCUUCAAAUUUGAAGAGUCAAAGACCAGUUUGUGGAUCAUGAGAUGUCUAUUGCUACCCUUAAGUAACUUCAUUAGUGAAACAAGUGUUACAUUUUUCUACCUUUUUGUGCCUGUCUUCGCACUAUAUAGACAAUGGUGUGCGGCUAAUUUGUACUUUCUAAAAUAUACAACUUAAGUUAUUUUGGAGAGAGAAUUACUUGAAACAAUCUGUUAGUAUAUGAUAAACAUCUUGUAGAAAUGACAGACUAAUAUACCCACUCUUGCCUGAACCUUUCCAAAUGUUUUGAAUCUAAAUAAUUGUUCACUUACGAAUACCUACUUUUGUCUUGGCUCUGUAGUGUUAGCCAAAAAUUCCAAAUAUAGUACAUGAUGAUAAAUGUAUAUAAUAUUAUUAUCAUUCAAGAAAAAUUGUUCUAUCCAUUGUAAUAAAUUUUUAAUUGUGCCAAACAA